This is a messenger RNA of Plenodomus lingam JN3, 2019 nucleotides long. RefSeq lists its product as uncharacterized. The record is from RefSeq and is a predicted model, not a curated record. Lineage: Eukaryota; Fungi; Ascomycota; Dothideomycetes; Pleosporales; Leptosphaeriaceae.
AUGGUUCCUCGCACCGCCAGCCCGACUCUGAGCAUCACCCAGACUUGGCUGUUGUGGUUCCACCAGCCAUCCUGGCCACUCCGGCGAUUGGCUGCAUUGCUCCUAACGCUUUGUUUCGAAGUCUACACCCGCUCAGCGCCAGCCACUCGUUCGCUUAUUCUUCUUCACCGACUUGCUCGCCGCCUACCGCUCUCGUUCUCGCUCUCGCUCUCGACUCUCUUCUGCUUCCUCAACACAGGACAUGCCAUGUCUGGCUCCCAUUCUCACCCUGGAGGAGCCCAUGUCAUGGACAACCACGCACAGACUCAGUCCGGUACCCAGUCCGGUACCCAGAGGAUGCACGCCCUGCACCACGGCACAGGGGCAACAGCGGACGCCUCAUCAAAAGGUCCCGAUGUGGCCCUCUCCACCUCCGUCGCACCUUCCACCGCUUCUUCUUCUUCUUCUUCUUGUUCAACCGCUCCUUCCACUGCGCUCUCCACCGCGCCUUCCACCUCGGUCCCUUUGCCCUCGAUGGCCUCCCACGCUCGUUCCAAGACGGCGUCGCACAUUGACGUUGUCGGCCAAGGCAAGCGCCUGUCCCUGCAGUUCCCAAUCACCCCCACGGCAGCUGCUGGCAGCGCCCCCUCCUCUGCCCGCCCGCGAUCCCGCCCACAGUCCUGGAUGAAUGGCCAGACCGCAACCACGUUUUCAGACCCUUCGCCCGCUUCCGAGGUCAACAUCCUGUCCGUCCUCGCUGCCCAGGAACGCUAUGUGCUCGAGUUGAGAGACGAGCUCAACAAGGCCGAAGUCGAUCUCAAGACGCUCAAAAAGUACUACCAGCAACACGAGGCCAGCAAGGUUGUCAGUGCACGUAGGGGCGAUGGGCGCAAAGUGGCCCAGCUGCAGCCACUCAACACCAUGUUGGCCAACGAUGGCACCAUCGCUGCCGAAGACGACGGCCUGUCCCUCCAGCGAGAGAUGGAGCGUAGAAAGGCGCUGUUGAGUAGCACCAAGAAGCCUGAACGCAAAGUCUUCAGUGGCUCCCGACACCUUCGCACCCUGUCGCUCCUGUCUCCAGACCGACACUUCCCCCCCUCGUUUCCGCAACCCCACGAUGGUCAGGACGAGGCAGAGUCGGUCGACAAGCCAUCGCACGCUCCACCCCGGUCUUCCACCUCGUCGGAUUUCUCCCGGCCGCUCCUCAACGGUAUCGAGGAACGAUAUGACUUGGGCGGGAUACAGAAUAUCCAGCGUGAGAACAUUAUCCGCGCUGGCACCCAAAUGGCAAACGACUUCAAGACUGGCUUGUUUACCUUCAUCGAGGACCUGAGGCAAGCGACGGUAGGGGAUGAAGCUGUCAACGACGCUGAUACCAAUGCCGCAUCUGCCAACAUGAGACGCUCCUCGGUCAAAUCUACCCGUAAGCCGCCGUCGGAUGGCCGACCACCCCUGAACCGUGCAGCUAGCUCCAAGAAAUCCACGCAACAGCCUGGCUCGUUUGGUGACGACUUCUGGAAGGAGAUGGGAUUGAGUGAACCCAAGACAACAACGACAGUGACCAAGAAGACCCAAAACCAGAAGAACGUGCAGACUCCCCAAAAACCCUCCACGAAAGCGGUGGAGGAAGAGGAAGACUGGGAUAAUUGGGACACCCCCAACGAGGCUACCGUCGGCAAGUUGAUUGACCUCGACAGCAGCUCCGAUGAAUCAGAAGGCCACACCUCUCAGCUCUCAGGCCAGGCGAGCUCCAGGACAAGUACACAAAGCAUUCAGUACCACUCCAAGCGCCACGACUCCAAGGCAUCCUCCAUCAACAAUGGUCCCAUGGACGACGUGAUCAGCCCACGCGACCCAAAGCGCAACUCCAGUCCCUGGUCCGAUCUAGCCAAGCUGUCGCCAAACAACCUGAAGCGCACCGCCUCCCACCUCAUGAAAGAAUGGGAAAAGCAACUGACACCCCCACCCGAGUCGAGGACCUCCAACUUUACUCACGGUGAUUACAUUGGCCGAUCCGGCUCUCCUACUGGACUUCCUUGA